AUGCAGAAACCAUUUUCUCCAAAGCCGGAUUGUGCUGUUGUCUUUCGACCAGCACUGUCCUCAUCCCUCAAUCCUUGCCUGACGAGCUGCUACCCUGAACUGCAGCACUCCUCGUGCCUUUUUUUGGGGGAGGCCUUCUUGGUGCUCAACACCGGGAGCAGCGUUCAGCUUUCGCUGCCAACGACCUUUUGGAUCUGCUUGGGAUCCUCAGCCUUCCUGAAUGCCAUCAUCAAGACAUCAGAAACGCAUGCCUACACCAUCGGGGAGAUGUCGCUUUGUGCCCCCUUUCUGGCUUUCGAUCCGGUGAUCCAGCUGGCUGUGGGAUCGUUAUUACUCCCGCUGCUCUCAUUCUGCUGCCUUGGUGGGGCACCCCUCGAGCCGCCCAGCUACCAUUUCCUGCGGAAAGCUGCCUCCGUGGCGUGCAUCGCAGCAGGAAUGCUGGCUUUGUCCAUUUCACGCAGGCAGGCAAAGAGAGAGCUACCGAAAGGGGCUGGCUUUAUCAUUCUGAACUGCUUCCUGUACUCCGCCACGUACCGGCUUGAUGCUGCAGCCGUGGGUGUGACCAGCAGCGUUUGCUACUUCGCCUUUAGUCGCCUCCUUAUGGCGGCGGUUUGCUUUGCCGGGACAUUGCUCCAGACGAAGGAGGAUGCAAAGCUGGACGAGCCGUCGGCGAAGUCGGGCGGAUGGGACCGAAGAACGGUCACGCUGCUCUUGUUCGUUUGUGUAGUGGACGCGGCUUACAUGCUUUCCAUGUACCAGGCCGUGUCCUUGAUCUCGCCAGUCCUCGUCUCCGCCGUGAAGCGGGGGGGUGGCAUCGUUGUCUCAGCGCUUUUCGGCGCGCUGUUCUUCGGGGAGAACUUGUCGGGAAGGAAGAGACUUCUCUUCAGCAUUGCUGCUGGUGUGACGUUGCUCUGCCUCUGA
Molecule: messenger RNA, 921 nt
Organism: Symbiodinium sp. CCMP2592
Lineage: Eukaryota; Dinophyceae; Suessiales; Symbiodiniaceae
Source: the annotation of a GenBank genome assembly